Messenger RNA from Pyricularia oryzae 70-15, 747 nucleotides. RefSeq lists its product as uncharacterized. The transcript has 2 exons. Lineage: Eukaryota; Fungi; Ascomycota; Sordariomycetes; Magnaporthales; Pyriculariaceae. The coding region runs from base 1 to 747 and encodes 248 amino acids. The record is from RefSeq and is a predicted model, not a curated record.
AUGUCGAGCACUGGGCAGAGAAUCAUCUCUUCGGAAUACCCGCUUGCUCCGCUUGAGGGCCCCAACGCGUCCCUGGAUUGGACCGAUCAGGCUACAGAGGGUCCUGAGCCCAACACAAUCAAGUCUAUCGAUGAGCAGGGUGAACAAUACUACGACGCCUUUGAAUACUGCGACGAGCCGAUGACACAUGGCUCCGUCGCACCCCAAGACUUCAUCCUGCGCCCCUACACCCAGCAGGAGCCAACAGUCAAGACCAUCAUAAUAAUAUGCCAAGACCACUGCAAGGUCCGCAACGGCGCCGGCUUCGGCUGCGGUCGGCCCUGCGCCGAGCGGUUCUGCCCCAACGCGGCCUUUGCCACCAACAGCGGCGUGUGCUUCGACCACGCCAUGGCGUUUGCAAUGUACGACGCCCGGCAGAGAUAUAGCGCUUCCCGCGAGGCGGUGGCCUUGGAGCGGGCCAGGGACGAGCGUGAGGCGGCGGCGGCGGCGCUUUCCGCGCUAAACACCGGCCUCGUCGACAGGCCCAUGCCCGACCCCGAAAAGUACAUGAAGUGGUACAACGAGGAGCUGGACAAGUACUACUGCAUCAAGGCUACAGAGAGGCUGCUGCAGGCCGCGCGAGCCACCAUGCCGGGUCAGCCCGAGGACCCUCUUCGGUUGAGCAUCCAGGUGACUGCGCAGACCUUUUUGGAGACCUUUACGGCUCCUAGGCAGCCGGUGGAGUCGGGUUCCGAGUCGGAGGAGUGA